GGCUAAUUAUAAAUACUAAACUGUCGAGUAAGCAUCGUUGAGAGAAAAAGCAGACAUGGUACUGUCAUUGGAUCGUUGGGUGGGCAAAGUUGCCGUGGUAACGGGGACCAGUGCCGGAAUAGGUGCUGCAAUUGCGGAAGCGUUAGUAAAAAGUGGAGUUAUAGUGGCAGGAUUGGCUAGACGAAAGGAACGCACAGAAGAGCUCUCUAAAAAAUUGUCAGGCGAAAAAGGAAAAUUACACGCGGUAAAAUGUGACGUAACCAGCGAAGAAGAUAUAGUACAAGCUUUCAAGUGGGUCAAAGAAAAUUUGGGACCGGUGUCUAUCCUUGUGAACAACGCUGGCCUAGCACAAGCGACUAGCCUGAUAGAUGGAGACACUGCAAAAUGGAAAAAAGUUCUAGAUACCAACGUUCUUGGCCUCUGCAUAGCUACGAGAGAGGCAAUCAAAGAUAUGAAAGCGAAUAACAUUGCGGGUCACAUAUUCCAUAUCAACAGCGUAGCAGGCCACAAAGUCGUUGCCCCACCAAUAUUGAAUAUCUACUUCGCUAGUAAAUUCGCCGUCACAGCACUAGCGGAGACCUUGAGGUAUGAGAUCAACAGCCAGAACCUCAAAAUCAGGAUAACGAGCGUUAGCCCUGGAUUGGUGGAAACGGAAAUCCUUGAAGUCAAUUUCGGGAAUGUCCUAGAUCUAAACGCCCCAGAACUGAAAAUUGCACUUAAAUCUGAAGAUAUUGCUGACGCUGUUAUCUAUGCACUCUCUACCCCGCCACACGUACAGGUUUCCGAAGUGACUGUCCAACCAGUGGGAGAGAUAUACUGAACAAUAUCUACGAUACGACAAUCACAAAUCAAUUAUAAUGUAUUAUAUUUUAACUUGUAACUUGUAACACUAAACUAUUCACGUGGAAAGAUUGGAAUUUUUAUAAAUGUACUAUUGGUAAUAUUUUUUAAAAUCGAACAUUCACUAUUUGAAAAAAAAUCAGACUCAAGCAUUUACAUCAAUAAAGACUUUUAAUAAUAUUCCACGACAUACUAAAAAUGACAAUUAAUAAAAUUUAAUAAAGAAUUCUGUACUAUGCUUAUCAAUGCUCAAAACAUUAUCACCAAUAUAAAUUUUUUGAAAAUUAUCAGGUGGGUAAGAUAUAUAAUUUUUCAUAUACAUUUCAUUUAUCUGUCUCUCGAAAACAAAAACCAAAAAAGUAAAAUAACAUUCGCCACGAUUUUGAAAAUCAUCCUUGCAAUUUUGAGUCCGAUUCAGGAAUCUGUUACUCAAUAUAGGCAACUGUUAAUUAAACGAACAUCCCAUAAGGAUAUCAAGCUAAAAAAUACUAAAAAUUUCUCAAAAUUACAAACUAUAUUCUGCCAAUAAUUGUAGCUGACAGAAGUCAAAUUUUUAUAGUAAUAUCAACUUGUUUGUAACAAAGCUAAAUAAAUAUUAUUUAGUACUGUA
Messenger RNA from Cylas formicarius (sweet potato weevil), 1450 nucleotides. RefSeq names its product farnesol dehydrogenase-like. The transcript is spliced from 5 exons. The record is from RefSeq and is a predicted model, not a curated record. The coding region runs from base 56 to 820 and encodes 254 amino acids. NCBI's taxonomy places the organism in Eukaryota, Metazoa, Arthropoda, Insecta, Coleoptera, Brentidae.